AUGACAGAUGCGCCAGAGCAGCAGGCGGCUGCUGUAGAUGCUACGGAUUCUACUGUUGAGUCAACGCAUACGACCAAAGGAGGCCUGACCUCCCCAGCUCGCAGUGAUAGGAGCAGCGACAGCGAAGGAAGGCCCGUAAGGGAGAAGUUAAAAGAGACCCGCAUUGAUGCGCAGGCUACCUCUGAUCCCACCCCGAGUGCGGAUCAGGCUAUGAAUGACGUCCUCAAUGGCAGAGUCAAAGUAGGAGACCAGAGCACAUCAGGGUCAGAUAGCGAGCGAGGACGGCUACGGAGAAAACGCAGCAGGGAGGAUUUUGAAGACGAAGCGGAGGCGGACAAGCAGCCGGAGAAGAAGGUCGAGGUCGGCGAGCGACACAGGCGCAAGAAGUCAAGAGAUGUUACAAAGGACGAUUUGCCUGCGAAGGUCGCGCCGAGUACGAUAUCGAGCAUCGAAGAAAACGACGCAGAAAUGGCGUCUCCGAAUAAGAAGGCCUCCACGGGUACAGCGUCUGGUAAGGUCUCGGGUGUUGACACGAGCCCAAAGAACAAGCGUACACGCGAUCAGGUAGAAGGCGAUGCCGACAAUACUAUAGAGGCUUCAAAGGAAGCAUCUGCGAACGGAGAACUGGCAAAGAAGGCGGGUGAUGAGCGCGACACAAAACGACUGCGAGAUAAAGAUGAUGUCCAAUCUGCUACUGGUGCUGCAGUGCCGACAAGCAAGAUACCACUAGGGAGUGGCUUUGCAAACACAUCUGCAGCAUCUCCAUUCGCCGCCAUGUCCCCCAAACCUCAAGCGUCCGAGACUUCCGAGAAACCCGACAUAUUGCCCCAAACGUCCGACGACAAAUUCAAGUCGUCUGGCUUCGGUAGUUUCUCUACCUCAGCAACCUCUCCAUUCGGCGGACUUGCAAGCCCCAACGCAAAUGCAAGUUCGCCCUUCGCCGCAGCGAGCGGCAGCAAAUUACCUUCAUUUGCUGGAAGUGCGAGUCCCUCAUCGACAUCUGGAACUGGUUUCGGCGCAUUAGGGGGUUCAGGCAAAUCCGCCUUUGGCGGAAGCUCUUUUGGAGGCUCCUUGGGAGGAUCCUUGGGAGGCGGCUUCGGGAGCCUAGGUAGUGCCAAAUCUGGCCUGUCAUCUUUUGCGACACCUGGCACCCUGGAAAUCAAAGGAUUAAAGGCCAAGUCAGAUAAGCCUUUCGGUGCGGCUGCGUUGGGUGAAGCUUCAGACGAGGAUGAUGCUGAGGACGAAGAGACGGAGAAGGACGCUAAGGAAGAGGAGCAGCGACCUACUCAGACGUUCUUGUCACAACAACAACCGCACGAAACCGGCGAAGAAGGCGAACUAACUGCCUGGGCGGGCCGCGCAAAGCUUUACACCAUGGCCGGCGAGACUGGAAACCGAGCAUGGAAGGAGCGUGGCGUUGGAACGUUCAAAUUCAACAUUACCGUCGAAGAGCCGAAGAAAGCGCGUUUCGUUCUACGCGCAGAUGGUACGCACCGUCUGCUUCUCAAUGCUGCAGUCACGGAGCAACUAGUUUUUGGCGGCGAUUCGCAGGGGGCGGAGCCGAAGGAUGGACGGCUCCUGUUCAAUAGCCCGACUAGUGAUGGGGAGAUUGAGAUGCAUUUGCUCAAGUUGAAAUCUGAGAGAGCAGUUGAGCUUUGGCAGGAAGUUACUAAGGUACAAGAGACGGAGUUGUAG
Molecule: messenger RNA, 1695 nt
Organism: Cucurbitaria berberidis CBS 394.84
Lineage: Eukaryota; Fungi; Ascomycota; Dothideomycetes; Pleosporales; Cucurbitariaceae
Exons: 4
Coding region: 1-1695 (564 amino acids)
Biological process (GO): intracellular transport
Cellular component (GO): nuclear pore; cytoplasm
Molecular function (GO): GTPase activator activity
Source: RefSeq, a predicted model, not a curated record